AUGGACUAUGAGGAGCGCGGUGAAGCUCUCCCGUCGGCAAUACCUCCACCUGAGGGGAACAUGGCUGGAUUCAUGAUCCUUCCGGAGGAUGCACCUGAACGUAUCGUCGUACUCGAACUCGCGGCCGGCUUGGGCGUCAACAUGUCGCUGAUACACGUCCACUUCCUUGAGCGCUUGGUGGUGAGGAAAGGUAUAGCAGUCGCUGUGGAGCUCUAUGAGGCAACCAAGAGGAUUGAGAAGGAUUGUGGCGGGCGCUUGGGUGGAGUAGUAACUCGACUGAUCAAGGAAGAUGACAGGUUCACCGAGGAAGACGUGGCGUUCAUCUACAAAGUCGUGCCGUCCCCGGAAACAAAUGGAAACGACGAUUCUAGUCCGAUGAAGCAAGUGAUCAACACAGCGGAGGAAUCAGCUCGCUUCAAGCGACUCCUGGCCGAGAUGGAAGUGAUGAAUAGGAUAUGUGUCGGGCUGAAAAUACACGAUCAGCUUAUGGUCGAGCGAAUGAUCCACAGGAAAGGACUCGGAUUCGCGAGUGCUCUUUACGAAGCAGUAACGAAGAUCGAGAAUAACGGCGGCAUGAUGAGUGAUGACGGGACCAGGAAGAGAACUCCAGCAGCUAUUUUCAUCAAGAUUUUCAAGGAACAGUGA
This is a messenger RNA of Perkinsus marinus ATCC 50983, 645 nucleotides long. RefSeq lists its product as hypothetical. Bases 1 to 645 code for a protein of 214 amino acids. Gene Ontology annotation, biological process: snRNA export from nucleus. The record is from RefSeq and is a predicted model, not a curated record. Gene Ontology annotation, cellular component: nucleus. Lineage: Eukaryota; Perkinsozoa; Perkinsida; Perkinsidae. The transcript is spliced from 7 exons.